GGAGCGAGAGAUGGGAGCGGCAAGUGCAGGAAGAAGGGGUGGAUUAUAGAUGUGGAGGUUGAAGGCAUGAGCUGUGCUUCUUGUUCGUCCUCUGUGGAGACGGUUAUUAAGAAGAGCGUCAAUGGAAUUGGAUCGGUGUCGGUGUCCUUACUUCACAACAAAGCCAGGCUCGUCGUCAACCACGCAUUGACACUCGCAGAGGAGCAGAAGGUAAUUGACGCGAUCGUGGAUGCGGGCUUCGACGGGAAGAUACUCAAUCGGGAGCGAGGGGGGGGGAGAGAGGGAGAGGGAGAGGGUGAGGAGGAGGAGGAGGAGGAGGAGGAACGGGAUCGGGGCAGCGACGGUGGUUGCCACGUGGCGCGUUUCCGCGUCGAUGGGAUGACGUGUACAAGUUGUUCGACGUCUCUGGAGAACGUGCUGAAGCGAACGAAAGGCAUUCAGACAGCCAUGGUCAAUUUGAUGGCAGGAGAGGCAGAGGUGGGCUUUGAUCCGACGAUCUUAGAUCAACGGCUAGUUCUUGAGGUCAUCACGGACGCGGGCUUCGAGUCUGAGUUGAUUGAGAUAAAGACAAAAAAGAGGAGCGAUGCAGUCGGGGGCCGCGAAGCAGUGGGGGAGACCACCACGUCCAGGUGGGCAAACAACAAGAAGAAAGGCGAUGCCCAACGAGAGGAAGGGGAGCAGCAGGAAGUGGUCGUCCUCCGCAUCCACGUGGCUGCUGCUGGUGGCGACACGUGGCAGCAGAUGAAAACCCGGAUCGAAGAGGUGUUGAAAAGGCGCCCAGGAGUGCGCGAGCUGACGUGGCAAUCGACGGAGGACGCAGGGGGCUUGAUCUUGAGAGUAAGGUACGAUCCGACGAUCCUGAUUGGUCCACGUCAGAUCAUCGACGCGAUUACGGAUAAGAUGACGAUCAGGGAUGUGGAUAAGAGGGCGAUCACGGAGAAGAAGGAAGGAGGCGGGAGUGGAGAAUGGGAGAGGGAGGAGGGAAGGAAUGAUGACGUCAGCUCUAAUGACACGACAAUGACGAGGACGAGCAGGAGGAGGAGGAAGCCGAAGACUAAGACGAAGACGAAGAGCAGCAACAAGGAGGGGAAGGAUAUGGCCGCCGACGAUGAAGCAUUUACUAUCAAUGUCGAGGUGAUAGAUGAGCAGGCGAUGACACGUGGCGCAAUCGAGGAGCGCCGUCGUCGACGGCUGGUUACGCGGGAGCUUCGGCCUCUUCUGCUUAGCUUGAUCUUCACGGUUCCUGUCUUCCUCCUGGCCAUGAUCUUCCCUCGCUUCUCUUCUACUGAUCGUGUCAUGAUGAUUGACAUUCAUAAUGGCUUCACGAUCGGUCACCUGCUGAGGUGGACUCUGGCGACUCCAGUGCAGGUCGUCAUUGGAAGGAGGUUCCACGUGGGUGCUUGGCGCGCUCUGCGCCGUCGAUCUGCCAACAUGGACGUCCUGAUCUCGCUGGGAACCAACGCCGCUUACUUCUACUCCGCGUGGAUUUCCAUCCGCUCCCUCUUCGACGCUAAUUACACUGAGAUGGAUUUUUUCGAGACCAGCGCCAUGCUCAUCACCUUCAUGUUGCUGGGAAAGUUCUUGGAAGGUUUGGCCAAAGGGAAUAUGACGGCCGCCAUAUCCAAGCUUCUCAAGCUGGCACCAGAGACUGCAACUCUGCUAGAAGAAGAAGAAGAAGAAGAAGAAGAAGAAGAAGAAGAAGAAGAAGGAGGAGGAGGAGGAGGAGGAGAAGAGAAGGGUGGCAAAUCGACAGGCCAGGAAGGAGGAGGAGGAGGAGAAACGAAGGAGAAAAGCGACGAAGAGGUUUCGCAAGCUAACUCUUGGGCGAUGGUUGAUGGAAGCAAGGAAGGAGGAGGAGGAGGAGGAGAAGGAGGAGAGAGAAAGGAGAGAGAGAGAGAGGGGUCUGUGGGUUGUGAAGGCUGGGGAGAUAGAGGAGAGAGUGCGGGAAGAGAGAAAGGGAGUAGUAAUACACGCCGCGUCGGAGAGGGAGAGGCAGGAGAAGAGAGAAUGCAGAGAGAGGGGGGGCGGGGUAAACGGACAGGCCGGGAAGGGGGAGCAGAGAGAGAGGGAGAGAGCAGUCCGAGGAGAAAACAGCAGAAAGAGAGGGUCAUACCAGUCUCUCUCGUUCAGCGAGGGGAUAUCUUGAAGGUGCGACCUGGGAGUAAGAUCCCGGUCGACGGACGUGUCGUCGGGGGGAAGAGCCACGUGGACGAGAGCAUGGUCACGGGUGAGUCGAGACCGGUGGCGCGCAGUGUCGGCGAUGAGGUGGUCGGUGGUACGAUGAACCUGGACGGAGCGAUUGUAAUGCGCGCCGAGCGCGUGGGUCCCGACACCAUCCUGGCACAGAUCGUUCGCCUGGUCGAAGACGCGCAGAUGAAGAAAGCCCCGAUCCAGAGGCUGGCAGACGGGAUCUCCAGCGUGUUCGUCCCGACCAUCGUGGUGCUCGCUCUCCUCACCUGGGCCGCGUGGCUGUACGCGGGAGCUAGCCAUCGGUAUCCCGACAGUUGGCUGCCGACUGGCACAGAUCCCUACAUCCUGGCCGCGGAGUUCGGCAUCACCGUGCUCAUCAUAGCCUGCCCCUGCGCCCUGGGCCUUGCGACCCCGACGGCUGUUCUAGUCGGGACCGCGGUCGGAGCCAAGAACGGGAUCCUGAUCAAGGGGGGAGAGGCUCUCGAAAAAGCUCAUAAGGUGAGGAAUGUGGUCUUCGACAAGACGGGAACAUUAACGCAGGGGAAGCCAGCAGUCAUUACAACAAGGAUAUUUAACUGGUCGUGGGAUGCGCCGGACUUCUUGGCAGUGGUGGCAGCUGCGGAGGAAAACAGCGAGCACGUGAUAGGCAAGUGCCUUGUUGACCAUGCGAAGGCCUUGCUGGAUAUUAAAUCUAAAAUGAUGAAGUUGGGAGAAGGUGAUCUUGGUGUCGAUACCCACAAGAAGCCGCCGCAUCUAGCCCGGUUUGCAGCCAUGAGAUCGGCAAAGGAAGCUAGUCUUUCAUCACUCUCGCGCAUGGAGAAGGACUCUCAGAAUGAAAGGCAGGUCCGCGGAGUCGACACUCACAGCGGUGUCAGAGCUGCGUCUCCUUUGGAGAUUGCACGAUGGAAUGCGCUCCUAAGGGAUGCGUACGUUAAGGAGCCUCCUAAGGUCCGGGACACUGUGAUCGACAUAGGCGAUACUUUGGCGAUGGCUCCUGUACGUGAAGCGAAGAGUUGUUGCCAAGACGGGACGAAGGAAGCUGCCGCGGUACCUGACAGCUGUUGGAGGACGGCCUCACCUGCGGGCAUCUCUACUAGCGCGGGCUGUAAGUCGGGGUCUGUUGGAAGGGGGUUUCCGAAGGGGGUGGCGCCGUUGGGGGCUACGAGAAUGGGGUGCUCCCCUUGUGGUGCAUUUGGCAAGCAAAUGUGGGUAACCCUAGGGGUGCCAGUACAUAACCCAGAAAGGGGCAGGUGGUAUAAGGGGUCCUCAAAACCACCAAGGUCCGUUUGGUGCGCGGAUUCGAGAGAGGUGGCUUUGGCAGGUGAUCAGACAAAACCCAUAACUUCUGUUGCAGUUGGCGAGCACACGCAAGCAAGCCCAGUGUUAAUGGAUGCACCAGCGAAAAUGGCGGGCAGCUGCUGCACGUCUCAGAAAGAUCCGGAACCUUCCGCAGGUAGCAGCAGUGGAAGAAGACCUUCCGUAGGUAUCAUGGCUGCAGUUGUACCUACGGAAACUAGUCGAUCUUUGCCGGCUGCAGGCUUUCCUUCUUCUCGUGUGUCGGCAGAAUCAGCACCGGCAGAUUCUUUGCAUCUGACCAGAGAUAUGGAUAAGGUAAAGGACAAGGAUCAGGAGCAGGAGGGUGCAACUGUUGUUGUUGGCCUUGGCAGGAGUGGUGGUGUUCCUGCAAGUGGUUGGGCGCUUUCGCCAGUGGCGACAGAUUUUGAGGGCAUUCCUGGAAAAGGAGUGAGGUGUCAGAUAAACCAGCAGGAAGUGUUGAUUGGCAACAAGAAGUUGAUGUCGGAAAAAGGCGUGAGUAUUCCUGCGGAGGCACAGGACCACCUUCAGGACCAGGAGGAACAUGCGCGAACUGUCGUGCUAGUAUCUGUGGGAGGGGCACUUGUUGGGGCCAUGGCCAUUGCAGACCCCAUUAAACUGGAGGCUUCGAGGGUUGUCAGAGUUUUGAAAGACAUGAAGAUCCGAAGCACUAUGCUAACAGGAGAUAACUGGGGCACUGCCAUCGCCAUCGCGAGAGAGGGCAAAGUCGCGCAUGUGAAAAACGCGACCUGGAGGAAAGAUGCAAUUGCUGCUCUCAGGAAAUGUGACAUCGAGAUCCAGACUGUGUUGUUCUCCUCUCCUCGGUUUACCGACAUCAACGGCCAAUAUCUUCCAAUCUGGUCCCAAUGCGAAUGGACCAAGUGGAAGGAAUCACUCUUCAUGGUCAAAGAUGCUCAGGGGAACGAGCUUCCUGUCCUCUUGGACGGGUGCAAGGUCUUCUCCAAGAUCGAUCUCAAGUCUGGCUACCACCAGAUUGAAGUCGAUCUUGCAGACCAGCACAAAACUGCGUUCAAAACUCGCGACGGGCUUUAUGAGUUUACCGUAAUGCCCUUCGGUCUCACGAAUGCACCAACCACUUUCCAAAGCCUCAUGGACAAGGUCCUCCGCGAACAGAUUGGCCGGUUCGUGGUAGUGUACCUGGACGAUAUUCUGAUUUUCAGCAAGUCCAUGGAGGAACACCUCAAGCAUCUUGAGGAGGUGCUCGCGAUCCUCAAGAAGACGCAGCUCCAUCUCAACUUGGAGAAAUCUGAGUUUGGGAAGGAUAGUGUCAUCUAUCUUGGGCACCGGUUGUCUGCCGCAGGCCUAGAGCCUGAGGCAACUAAGAUUGAGGUCAUACGUGAUUGGCCUUAGCCUGCGAACAUUCGCAAAUUGCGUUCUUUCCUUGGUCUCGCGUCGUACUAUCGGAAGUUUGUACCCCGUUUUUCUAUCAUUGCUCGUCCGUUGUCGCGACUAACCAGUAAAAAUGUGUCUUAGGGAUGCCACGUGUACGGAAGCUUUUCGAACCCUCAAGGAAGCUUUGGUAAGUUACCCAGUACUCCGUAUUGCAGAUCCCAAACUGACCUUCGUAGUUACUACGGAUGCAAGUCAGUAUGGAAUCGGUGCAGUGCUGCAACAAGAUGACGGCGAUGGCCUGCAGACGCUCGAAUACUACAACAAACGAAUGCCCAGCGU
Messenger RNA from Chara braunii, 5196 nucleotides. NCBI's taxonomy places the organism in Eukaryota, Viridiplantae, Streptophyta, Charophyceae, Charales, Characeae. The record is from the annotation of a GenBank genome assembly.